GUGAAAUGACAAGCACUGUUAAAAAAAAACACAAAUCUUAAUACAAUGGGUAGAUUUGAUAAAAAAGGAGCAAAAGGAAAGCCAAUUUCAAAAAAGAAGAAAGAGCCCGAGACGUUCGAUGAGUGUAUGGAAGAGGCUAUUCAUUUUGAAGAACAAGGCGAGCGUUAUCAAAGUGGAGAGAGAUCUCAACGUAAUUAUGAAAGGGCUGCCGAAAUGUACGGAAAAGCUUUCGAGUAUAACAGUACGGAUGCUGAUUGUAUUUAUAACUGGGGACGUGUUUUGUUCCUUUUAGUCAAUUUCUUACCUUCUCAUGCUUCGCCCGAAGAAAAACUAGAGAAGGUAGAUCAAUCCAUCGAAAAAUUCAGAACUGCUUUAGAAUUGGAGAAAAACAAGACGGACGCACAAUUUAAUUUAGCGCAAGCACUUCAUCAGAGAUCAGAAAUUUUACAAGAGACAACCGAAAUCGAUCAUGCGUAUGCUGAUUCAGCCAGAUCGUUGCAAGAAGCCAUCGAUUUGUUUGAUAAUGUUUAUAUCUUGCAAGAGAAAGAGUUCUUAGAACAAUCUGCACCCGAUGAAAACGAUGAAUUACCCACAGAAGAAAAUCACGUUCAUGAUAGCAAUUGCCACCACGAAGAUGAUAAUAUAAAAAAAGAGAUCAAAAGUGAGGAUGCUUCCAAAACCGAAGAAGAAUUUACGACAGUUACCAAGAUGGAAUCCACUACUGCCUAUUCUCUCAUCGAGACACUUUUAUCCACUUCAGAAACAAUGACAACGAUGGCAUCCAUGCUUGCUUCAUUCCCUGCAUCCAUGGAUUUAUUCAGUCGUGCCAAAGCAAAGUUAGGUCUUGCCGAAAAAUGGUUAUCCAAAAUGCCUUCGGAAUCUAGUCCUGAUGAUACGGUAGAUGCCGAAAAGGAAAAGAAGGAUGCACGUAUUCAAAUCAACCUGAAAGAAGCAUCCACGCAUGCGGCCAUGGCCGAUCGUACUUUUAUUGCCACAAACAAUGUUGAUAGCUCUUUAUUCGGAAAGGCAAUAGAUAAACUGGAUGAGAUUGUGGAUAAAUAUGAUCCUCGUCAUGUGGAGGCUAUGUGCGAUCGUGGUGAUAUCUUGACUUCUUAUGCUCAAGCCAUCAUGGAGCUGGCUAAUAAGAAGAAUUUGCCAUUGAUCCCCGAAGGAAACGGUAAGGAGGUGUGGCAAUUACUUGCUUCCGCUACAAAAUCAUUCCAAGCAGCUCUAGCGAUCGAACCAAAGAACUUGAGUAUCUUGAACAAAAUGGGUGACUUGAGUUUGAUCCGGGCUUCGUUGGAUUUACCCAUUGCCGAAAGAAACAAGCUUCAGCUUUUGAAAAACGCACAAUUUUAUUUCAAACAUUCAGUUGAGGUGGACAAGGAGGUUCUGACAAGUGGGUACAUUGGCUGGGCAAUGAGCGAAUGGGCCCUUGAGGAAUGGGCUGAAGUGAGUGGUAAAAAGCAAGACGCUCUCAAGAUUAUUCGCGUCUGGAUUAAACGCGGUGGCAAUGGCUCAUUAUUUAGAAGUUUGGCCGAAGAUAAUGAAUCUUGGGACGAGGAUUUUGUAGAGUUUAUUAUUGAAACUUUCUUUUCUGAUGAUGAAGAAUCAGAAUAAAUCCUAUUGUAUUUAAUAAAUAGAAAAUGUACUUUUUUCCCUUGU
This is a messenger RNA of Mucor mucedo, 1665 nucleotides long. RefSeq lists its product as uncharacterized. Gene Ontology annotation, molecular function: protein binding. The record is from RefSeq and is a predicted model, not a curated record. The transcript is spliced from 3 exons. Lineage: Eukaryota; Fungi; Mucoromycota; Mucoromycetes; Mucorales; Mucoraceae. Bases 46 to 1620 code for a protein of 524 amino acids.